This is a messenger RNA of Cherax quadricarinatus, 1591 nucleotides long. The record is from RefSeq and is a predicted model, not a curated record. NCBI's taxonomy places the organism in Eukaryota, Metazoa, Arthropoda, Malacostraca, Decapoda, Parastacidae.
CUCGCUGGUGUGGACACAACUUGGAUGGGUGACCGGGGUACAGGAGACAUCCACAAGGGCAGGAACUUCUACUCCUACUACAACAUACCCAAACGCCAAACCUCCGCUGGGGAAGCUUCGCUUCAAGGAUCCAGUGGAGGCUGAUCCCUGGGAGGGGGUGAGAGUGGGAAAACGAGAGUAUCCUACUCCUUGCAUCCAGAUCCCGCAUCUUACCAUGGUCAGCGGGGGGACUGAGAUGAUUGGCCACGAGGACUGUCUUUACCUCAAUGUUUUCUCUAGUAAGCCGAACCAGACAGAGGCAGGAUUGCCAGUACUCGUGUACAUCCAUGGUGGAGCCUACUUCGGUGACAGCAGUAGUCGGUACCCUCCUCACGUCCUGCUUAACGAAGACAUCGUUCUGGCCACAAUGCAGUACAGACUUGGCAUUUUUGGCUUCCUCUCCACCGAGGACGAGGUGAUGCCUGGGAACCAGGGGCUGAAGGACCAGGCACUGGCCCUCCGCUGGGUCAAGACCAACGUGCGUCAGUUUGGAGGUGACCCUGAGAAGAUCACUAUCUUCGGGGAAAGUGCUGGAGGUGGAUGUGUCCACUUUCAAGUACUCUCUCCCAAGACUGACGGACUGUUCGCUCGAGCAAUCAUUCAGUCUGGUUCGGCUAUAUGUCCACGGUCACUAGGAGAUGCUCACAGGGAUGUUGCUUACCACACUGCUGCUGUGGUAGGAUGUCAUCAGUGGGAUUCCUACGAGUUGUUGCAGUGUCUGCAGGAGGCCAGGGCGGAGGAGCUGGUCUUGAUUCUGCCCAAGUACAUUAAGUGGCGUUACCUCCCGAUAUUGUUGGGGCCGCGAGUGGACGGGGAUUUCCUUCCUGACGAUCCAGAGGUGUUGGCAAGAGAUGGUCGUCACAAGAAAGUGGACAUCAUAUCUGGCAUCACGUCUCAUGAUGGAGGUGCUUUUGUUACUGCUAUGUACAGCCAAGAGGAGCAGCUCAAGGCCCUGCAGGAGAGAUUCCCUGACCUGGGUCCAGUAUCCAUGUCCUUGAAAUGUAUCGACGACAACCCACUUCUGCUGGCCAACAGGAUGUUUCACCACUACCUGGGAGGUGUGAACCUGGACCAGGCCGACCCUGAUGAUGUCAUGAAGUUGUUUACUGACCGACACUUUGGGGUUUGUCACGACCUGACCGCCAUACUUCACUCUCGAAACUCUGUUGAUCCUCUAGCACACACCUCCAGCCACCAGCCCAGAACAUAUACUUACGAACUUCAGUACAGAGGAGAGCACUCCCUUGGAGACUUGUAUAACAUGACCGUCGGAAGACACUGGGUGACCCAUGCAGACGACUUAGCCUACCUCUUCAACUUGAGAGGGUUUCAGCUCACUCGCGCUCCUGACCUUGCCCUCAGAGAUCUCUUCACUAAACUUUGGACCAACUUCGCCGAUACUGGGAACCCAACGCCAGACUCAUCUUUGGGUUUCAUCUGGGAAACUACACAGAAGCUCACCUGCAGCAUCUGGUCCUGUCUCCUUCACCUUUCAUGCAGAACGACACCAGACGUCAGAAAACGGGGAUCUCCUGAGCGCAUUAGAAAAUAA